Messenger RNA from Acanthaster planci (crown-of-thorns starfish), 2106 nucleotides. RefSeq lists its product as uncharacterized. NCBI's taxonomy places the organism in Eukaryota, Metazoa, Echinodermata, Asteroidea, Valvatida, Acanthasteridae. The record is from RefSeq and is a predicted model, not a curated record.
GUAACGAACGGUGCCCGCAUAAGCCUUAUCACAAAUAUCCCUCAUGAGUGAUUUUUUAACAAUACAGGCAACGUGGGAAGAAGAAAAGUGCAAAUAUCAAACUCUACUGCCCCUUUUCCUUUCCCACAAUGCCUUUCUACCAUUGUGCAAAAUCACGAUAAGGCUUGUAAUAAAUAAUGUACACGUACGUACUAGUACAGUAGGCUAUAUGGUCAAUAGUCGGAUACAUGUAGGGUUUGGAGUUGGACGAUCCGCGGAAUGAAAAUUGUCAGAUUUUCCCUUAUCUUCGUCUAGUCUGAGGAUCAAGGCCAACUUGAAUUCAGCCUGCUCGGUGUGUAGAAAUUGAUACAGCAUGAAGUCUGUUCAGGUUGCAUCUUCAAUCGCUGUGAGCAUUGUUUCAGCGGUAGGACUUGUCUGGGCAAUUCGUCAGUACUAUCGCAGAAAGCAACAAACAGCAGUCAAGGCUUUUGGCCUUGAACUGAAGCAGACAGCAUUUUGCGUUGAUGAAAAUAUUUAUCUGUGCAACAAUGGCUCAUUUGCAGCUGUGCCUCGUCAACUUCUACAACAGCAGCAAAGAUUGAUGGAAGAGAGAGAGAGAAAUGCUGAAUUGUGGUAUAGGAGGCAGUAUGACCCCAAGCAUUUUCCAUCUGAAGGAGGUUUGAAUCUCUAUGGGCAGGCUGUGAUGGCUGUAGCCGACUUUGUUGGUGCCAAAUUUGAGAAUCUGGUGCUUGUUGAGAAUACUACAGUGGGCAUCAACAGUGUAUUGAAGAAUUUGCCACUGAAGAAAGGGGACAAGAUUCUUCUGACUUCACACAGCUAUGGAGCAGUCAUUAAAACAGUUCAAGUUGUCUGUGAACAGACAGGCUCAGAAGCAGUGACUAUCAAGAUUCCUAUUCCAAUCAAAUCUGAAGAGGACUUCAUCAAGUUAUACUCAGAUGCACUCGAGCAGCACAACAUCAAAGUGGCUGUCAUAGACCACAUCACCAGCCCCAGCGCAAUUCUUUUUCCCUUGGAGAGACUAGCAACAUUAUGUCAUAAGAAGGGAGUACUGGUUAUUGUUGAUGGUGCCCACACACCUGGCCAGGUGCCUCUUAAUCUGGAACAGCUGCCUGUUGACUUCUACGUAGGCAAUCUACACAAGUGGUUGUUCUGCCCAAGAAGCUGCGCCUUGUUGUGGGUUCAUCCAAGCCAUCAGGAUAGCUUCCAACAUGUUAUAACCUCACACCAUGCAUCGGCAUCAACCUUAAUGGAGAGAUUCUGUUUCAUUGGAACCCGUGAUAAUCUUCCAUACUACCUAGCUCCUUCAGCCAUCAAGUUCCAUCAAGACCUAGGUGGACUAGAGGCCAUUGCAGAUUAUAACUCCAGCUUGAUUGGAUGGGCUGCAGAUAUGAUUGCAAAGGCUUGGAAAACAGAACAGAUGGCUAUCCCAGCUCAAAUGAGGGCACCAUUCAUGGCUGUUGUGGCUGUACCCGAGACUGAUGCCUACCCUGGGUGUCCUGACACUUGUGGUAAAUUGAUGGCUGAUGUAUUCUACUGUAGUGGAGUAAUGGGGGCAUUUUCCUUCUUCAACGGAAGGCUGUGGUGUCGCCUCUCAAGUCAUGUUUAUAAUUGUAAGGAUGAUUAUUAUAAACUCAGGGACGCUGUGCUGCAAGUCAUACAGAAAGAUCAGUAGGACAGCACAGGUAUACAUUAUUUAGAUACAUUAAUUGCUUUAUAUGCUCAAGACUGCGAUUUGAAAAUUGCAUUUAUGCAUGUAUGCAAAUUGAGAUUGAAAUCUGGUAGUACGUGCAGUCUGAAAUUUUACGCUUCUUCCAUCAGUUGUUUACAAAUGCAGUAUGCUUUACAAAUUUUGGAGCCAAAACUCUGAAGAUAUAGAGGGUUUGCAUAACUGUCAUCUUGCAGGCAAAAGCUUUUGUUCCACAGGGUUGGCACAAGGGAGGUUUCCCUAUGGAACAAAAGAAAUGCUCUGCAAGAUGGCUACAGCACAAAGCCUGUAUUGAAUUAUUUGAGGCUGUGGUGUUGCCUCUCAAGUCAUGUUAACCACUACCUGCCGGGCGACCCGUUUUCGGGUAUAUAAGCUUUAUAUGCAGAGCCGGGGAGUCCGGA